Molecule: messenger RNA, 1269 nt
Organism: Scutellospora calospora
Lineage: Eukaryota; Fungi; Glomeromycota; Glomeromycetes; Diversisporales; Gigasporaceae
Source: the annotation of a GenBank genome assembly
AUGGAAGAUUUUACUCAUCCAUUAUUAAAUAGUAUUUUUUCUGAAACUCAUCAAGAACUUCAAACAUUGCAAAAUGAUUUUUCUUAUCUUCAAACACAUUUUGUAAAUAUUAAUAAUAAUAAAGAUAAUUUAAAUAAUAAUACUGAUGAAAAUUUAGAAACAAAUAUUAAUAAUAAUGAAGAAGAUUUUAUAAAAAAGAUGAGUGAAACAAUAUGUUGUCAAUAUAAUUGUUUAAAAGAAAAAAUUAAUACUCAAAAAGCUUAUUUAAGAUAUUUUAGUUUUCAAAAUUUAUCUAAAAAUAAUCAAGAUUCUUUUUUAAUGGGUUAUUUUAUUGGUAUUUCAAAAUCACAAGAAACUUCUAAAGGCAACAAAAGAGUCAGAAUAUACUAUGAUUAUUCUUUUGAUUCAGAUAAAAUAUGUUUACAAGCUUUUAAAUUUAUUUAUGGAAUUGGAUCUACAAGAAUAGAAAAUAUUAGAAUUCAUUUAUCUAAAGAAGAUAUUAAAACUAGAAUUCAUAAAUCUGCUAAAAAAUCUAGUCAUACUGCAAUACCUUUUCUUACAAUUAUAAAAAUUAUUACUACUGAAAGUUAUGCAUCUUUAUAUAGACAAUAUUUAAAUGCUAUUCAGCAAUAUGAAAAUAUUGAAGAAUUAUUUAUUAGUUUAAGUUCUUUUAAACGAAUUUUAAAAAAUUAUUUAUCAGAAAUUAAAUUUUUAACACCAAGAAGUAAUUUAUGCUUUUUUUGCAAAAUAAUGCGAUUUAAUACUGAUAAAUGGACUAUAAAAGAAAAAGAGUUAAAAGUAAUUGAAUGGAGUAAACAUAUUGAAACUGCAAAUAAUGAACGUGAAUAUUAUAAACAAUGUAUAAAACAAGCAAAAAUUAAUAUUUUAAAUUUUGAUAAAAAAACUUUAAUUCGACCAGGAAAAAUUAAUUCAUUAGAUAUUGAAUUACAUUUAUCUUGGGAUUUUGCACAACAAGUUCAUUUGCCUUCUUCAUCACAGCAAGAAGGAGAAAUAUUUUUUAAAUCACUUUACAAAAUUCAUGUUUUUGGAAUAUGUGAUGAUGCAUUUCCUCGUCAAGUGACACUUGCAAUGGACAGUAAUGAGUGUAAUGCCCUUCUAUUUGGCAAGUGUAAUACAAUCGAAGUCUGCGUCGUUUCCGAUUUACUGGUCCAGCCUUCAAACCUUUCACGACCCCAAUCACUAUUGACAAUACCUUUUCAACCAAACAAUUCUCUUCCAUCCUUUUUGACCUCGUCAUAUCAAUUUCAG